UGCGCCCUCACCGAAUCCCCCGCUAUGGGGAGGACGCAUUUGCCACGUGGAGUACUUGCCCCAUCAUCUAGUCCCACGUGGCAAGUGCGGAGGUGGCGAUGCCGAGGUGGCGAUGGGAGCGGGAUGGCAACGCCCAGGUGGCGACGCCAUGUGGCGUACUUGCCAUGUGGCGAUGGGAGAGGGAUAGCAACGCCGAGAUGGCAAUGCCGAGGUGGCGACGCCACGUGGCGAUGGGAGUGGGAUGGCAACGCCGAGGUGGCGAUGGGAUCGGGAGCGGGAUCGGGAAGCGAAGGUGGCCACGGGCGCGGGAUCGGGAUCGAAAAGCGGAGGUGGCGAUGGGUACCACACUUCGCACGUGCCAAACAUCGCACGUGGCGCACUUUCCGCAUGACCACGUGGCGUACUUGCCCCAUCAUCUAGUCCCACGUGGCAAGUAUGGAGGUGGCGACGCCGAGGUGACGACGCCAUCUCGGCCUCGAGAUGGCGUACUUGCCCCAUCAUCUAGUCGGACGGGCAAGUGCGGAGGUGGCGACGUCGAGGUGGCGACGGGAGUGGCAAGUACGCCACAUGGCAAGUGCGGCCUCACCAUAUAGUCCCAAAUGACAAGUGCUGAGGUGGCGACGGAAGCGACAAGUACGCCACGUGGCAAAUGCGGCCUC
Molecule: messenger RNA, 659 nt
Organism: Chara braunii
Lineage: Eukaryota; Viridiplantae; Streptophyta; Charophyceae; Charales; Characeae
Source: the annotation of a GenBank genome assembly